AUGUUGGAAACUGAGACUAUUAUUAAUAUGGGCUUUCUUCUUCAUAACUUACACAAUCAAAUUUUCGAAUUACAACAAAAACAAUUUGGUGAGUAUCAUGCAAAACCUUUUUAUGUAUACAGAGGACAGGGUUUAUUGAAAACAGAUUUUGAGAAACUGGUGGCAGCUAAAGGUGGACUUUUAUUUUUUAACAACUUUUUGUCAACAUCGAAUGAUACAGACGUUUCUGCGAUACUUGCUGAAAGUAUUUCGGUUGACACGAGCAAAGUCGCCAUCCUGUUUAAAAUGUUUAUCGAUCCAUCCGUUUCCUCUACUCCAUUCGCUUCGAUAAAGGGUUACACUUACUUCAAAGAAGAAGAAAUCCUCUUCUCCAUGCACACAGUCUUUCGUGUAGGUGAAAUUAUUCAAAUUGAUACAGACAAACCAUUUUAUCAUGUAGAACUUACAUUAACUUCAGACGACGAUCAAGAACUACAAACUCUUACGAAAUGUAUCCAAAAGGAAACUGCCGAUUCUACUGGAUGGAAACGAUUGGGACACUUAUUGCUUAAAAUAGGUCAAUAUGACAAAGCUGAGCAACUCUACAAAACACUGGAAGUAGAAACGUUGGAUGAAAAUGAAAAAUCACGUUAUUAUAAUCAACUUGGAACCAUUAGAAAUCAUCAAAGUGAUUAUCAAAAGGCUACAUUAGAUCGAGCUCAUCGAGUUACCUAG
This is a messenger RNA of Didymodactylos carnosus, 714 nucleotides long. The record is from the annotation of a GenBank genome assembly. NCBI's taxonomy places the organism in Eukaryota, Metazoa, Rotifera, Eurotatoria, Philodinida, Philodinidae.